UUCGACAAGUGUUUUCUCUGCGAGUCCUCAAGGAGAGUGUAGAAUAUCGAAUGGUGAAAAGUGAGAACACAGUAUUUGUUAUUGCAUUUAAAAAGCUGUUUCUAAGAUGUUUGUGAACUAUUUACUGUUGUGCUCGUGGACAUUACAUUUUUGUGUUUGUGCUGCAUUUGAUGAAAUAUGUAUUUCCGAGGAGUGUAAUGAAUGUAGUACAAUGACUAAUGUUUGCUCUCUAUUUGCAACAAUUAGCUCUUGACAGCAAUGGAAGUAAAAGUGAAAAUGUGAAGCCAGUUAUAACAUCGAUAUCACUUGUUAAUGUUACGUUUAUUACAAAUGCAAACAACGAAGAUUUUAGACGUAUGUUAGUGGAACUUAGAGGAAGCGACCUGCAUAGUAGUAUGAUCGUAAGACUUACCUCACAUUUAUCUGAGAGAAGAACUGAAUGUGUGAAUGAAACUGACAGUGAUUUGUUUGGAUAUUCAUUUAAAGAAAAAUGGUUAAAUAGUACUUUUGCGUAUAUGACUUUGACAGUUCCCUGUGCGGUAGAGUUUAGUAAACAUUUGUAUGUGUGUGUGGGAAGUAGAGAUCUAAAGAAUGACGGUGCCUUAAAUUUAUUGAAUAGAACGUUUCGUGGUGAAGUAAUUAAAUGGUUACACCAGGGGGAAAACGUGACAUUAAACGAAGAUUUCAGUGGAAGUGAUUUACAAGUAUCUUCGGACUCCAGCAAUCAUUCUGCACCC
Gryllus bimaculatus (two-spotted cricket) is the source of this 737-nucleotide messenger RNA. Lineage: Eukaryota; Metazoa; Arthropoda; Insecta; Orthoptera; Gryllidae. The record is from the annotation of a GenBank genome assembly.